Molecule: messenger RNA, 1155 nt
Organism: Capsicum annuum
Lineage: Eukaryota; Viridiplantae; Streptophyta; Magnoliopsida; Solanales; Solanaceae
Exons: 5
Coding region: 1-1155 (384 amino acids)
Source: RefSeq, a predicted model, not a curated record
AUGGUUCAUCCCUCAGAUAGAGGCGGUUUGCGAGGUCGUAGGGGUGGUUAUCAAGGUGCUCGUGAUUAUUCUCAAGAAAAUAGGAUAGGAGGUCGGUCAGGUGUCCAGCCAGGUGGCAGGCUUGGCAUGGACAGGUUAUCCUACUAUCAUGUGUUCAUUGAAUGUUUUACCAAGGCUGUUACCUUGGCCAUGUUUGGCGUACCCCCAGUUUUAUGGCAGAAAGCGGUUAGCUGCGAGCUGCUUCAGGGUGUAGUAGUGUUUUUCAAGAUUGACUUGAGAUCUGCUUACCAUCAGUUGAGGAUUCAGGAUGAGGAUAUCCCGAAGACAGCUUUCAGGGCCCGUCAUUGGCAUUUCUUGGAUGUGGGGUCCAAGGCUGGUAUUAUGGUAGACCUGGCUAAGAUUGAGCCAAUUCGUGAUUGGGCUAGGCCUAUGUCUCUGACUAAAGUUCCCAGUUUCAUUGGGUUGGCUGAUUAUUACAGAUGCUUUGUUGAGAGUUUUGCGACUAUUUCAGCUCCUAUGACUAGUUUUACACAAAAGAAAGACUCAUUGGAUAAAGUUAGGGUGAUUCGAAAUAGGUUGAGAGUAGCUCAGGGUAGGCAGAAGGCCUAUGCAGAUCAUUGGCAUUGUGCCUUAAGAUUCGGAGCUGGUGAUCGUGUGUUCCUUUGUGUUUCGCCUAUAACAGGUGUGAUAAGGUUCGUAAGGAAAGGUAAGUUCAUCUCUCAGUAUAUUGGCCUUUCUGCCUAUGCAGAUCAUUGGCUUUGUGCCUUAAUAUUCGGAGCUGGUGACCAUGUGUUCCUUUGUGUUUCACCUAUGAGAGGUGUGAUAAGGUUCAUAAGGAAAGGUAAGCUCAUCCCUCAGUAUAUUGGCCUUUUUGAGGUUCUCCGCACAGUGAGUGAGGUAGCCUAUGAUUUAGCUUUACCUCCAGAUUUUAUAGUUGUUCAUCCAGUUUUCCAUGUCUCUAUGUUGCGUAAGUAUAUUUCUAACCCAUCUCAUGUGCUUAGGUGGAACUCAGUCCAGUUAGAUAAGCAGAUGGCUUUUGUAGAGGAGCUCAUGCUUAUUUUGGCUAGUGAUGUGAGGCGGUUGCGUCUAGAGAGAUUCAUGAAGUUAAGGUUCAGUGGAGGCACCUCCCAGUGGAAGAGGCCACUUGGGAGAUAG